CUACUUUGUCUUGACCUAAACAAGAAGAGAGAGAGAGAGAGAGAGAUGGGGAGAGGGAGAAGAAGCUCCUCGUCGUCGUCGUCGAUAGAGAGUAGCAGCAAGAGCAACCCAUUUGGGACGACGUCGACGAGUCGAAACUUGAGUACGGAUCUGAGGCUCGGGCUGAGUUUCGGGUCGUCGUCGGGAGGAUACAACGGGUACACGGCGCCGCCGCAGGAGUACGAGGAAGAAGAAGAGCAGGCGGCGGAGAUGAUGGAGGAAGAAGAGGAGAACGAAUGCAACAGCGUAGGGAGCUUCUACGUGAAGGUGAACAUGGAGGGAGUUCCCAUCGGCAGAAAGAUCGAUCUCUUCGCCCUAGCUGGUUAUCACGAUUUGAUAAGAACUCUUGAUCUCAUGUUCAACACCUCCAUCCUCUGGGCUGAAGAGGAAGAAAUGUGCAGCGAGAAGACUCACGUGCUAACGUACGCCGACAAGGAAGGCGACUGGAUGAUGGUUGGUGAUGUUCCAUGGGAGAUGUUCUUGUCAUGUGUGACAAGACUGAAGAUCUCGAGAGCUUACCACUACUGACGUUCAUGAGCUGUGGAGCCUUUGAACUGGGAAAGUGUGGAAGAACGCUCGGUUGUUUUGGAUAAAAAAAAAAUAUGAUAUUGUACAAUGGAAUCUAGCUAGGAUCAGCAAUAUAUAAAUAUAAAAAUAUAUAUAUAUAUAUAUAUAUAUAUAUAUACACGCCGGAGAAGCCUAGUGUUUGGGGCCAUGCAUGUACAUCACUCGUCGGAAAUUUGUUUAUUUAUUUCUUCCAUGUCCACCAUCGAAUCGGUUGUACGGAAAUGAUUAACAAUGUUAGCUAAAGCAAGAAGCUUCCAAACUCAA
Molecule: messenger RNA, 870 nt
Organism: Tarenaya hassleriana
Lineage: Eukaryota; Viridiplantae; Streptophyta; Magnoliopsida; Brassicales; Cleomaceae
Product: auxin-responsive protein IAA20-like
Exons: 3
Coding region: 46-567 (173 amino acids)
Biological process (GO): regulation of DNA-templated transcription
Cellular component (GO): nucleus
Molecular function (GO): protein binding
Source: RefSeq, a predicted model, not a curated record